AUGGUUCUCCUCCUCAUGACCCCGGCCAUAGCAGCCGCCCUCGACAGCUUGCCCGCCUCAAUCCGUGACGAGCUCUCCCUACCAACUGCUCCUGCGAACGCCGCGAUAUCCCACACACAGCUCACUGCCCUCUCCAGAUACCUUGUAUCCAACCCUCGAUCCGCAGAGAAACCCACAGAUCCAUCUAAUGGAGCUGUCAAUCGAUGUGAGCGCUUCUCGCUCAACUCGCUUCUCAAGGGCACCAGGGUCUAUGUUCCCCCCCCUCCACCAAAACCGGACCCUACGCCCGAAUACCUCGCCCUAAAAGCUUCUCUCCUCGCCGCCGAGGAAGCAAGAAGGUACAAUGCUCUCCUAAACGCGGCCUCCUCAAGCUCUCCAUCUCGGAUUUGGGGACUCAACGACCCUCCAGCAACAAACAUAUAUACACAUCCCAAACACCACCACCACCACAACAACGACAACAACAACAACAUAAACAUAAACACCAUCAACGAUCUCGACGCCGACGACCCAUUAACCCCAUCCGUGGUUCUCAACAUCCUUGUCUCGAUCCUCUUCACGGGUUUCGCAACGUACUGGGCCCUCUCCAACUUCCGCAUCCCGACCUUCUUCACAUUCACAUCAUCAGCGGCGCCGUCACAUCCCGGCACCGUCUCUUCACAGCCUGCACGGGUGUUUAUUUCGAUGCUCGUCGCACUGCUGGUGGGCGUGGCGGAGGUGGGUAUUUUUGCGCUGUAUUUGAGGAAAGUGGAGUUGGCGAGGGAAAGGGAAAGGGCGAUUGUUGAGAGGAAGGUCGUGAUUGGGGAGGUUAAGAUUGGCGGAGGUAACGGGAGGCAUGGUGGUGAUGAUGGGUCCGCGGUUAGCAUUGACGAUACGAAGGGGGCGAAGGAGGAAAUAUGGGGACGGGGAGUUAAUGGCGGAGCCCGCAGGAGGGUUAAAGAGCGGUGGAAAGGGAGGGAUGGUGAUGCUGAUGGUGAGGGUGAUGAUAGUAAAGAUGUAAAAUAG
Molecule: messenger RNA, 1005 nt
Organism: Histoplasma mississippiense
Lineage: Eukaryota; Fungi; Ascomycota; Eurotiomycetes; Onygenales; Ajellomycetaceae
Exons: 2
Coding region: 1-1005 (334 amino acids)
Biological process (GO): vacuolar proton-transporting V-type ATPase complex assembly
Cellular component (GO): endomembrane system
Source: RefSeq, a predicted model, not a curated record